Rhinolophus ferrumequinum (greater horseshoe bat) is the source of this 1769-nucleotide messenger RNA. RefSeq names its product calcium voltage-gated channel auxiliary subunit gamma 3 (gene CACNG3). Lineage: Eukaryota; Metazoa; Chordata; Mammalia; Chiroptera; Rhinolophidae. The record is from RefSeq and is a predicted model, not a curated record. Bases 790 to 1737 code for a protein of 315 amino acids. The transcript is spliced from 4 exons. Gene Ontology annotation, biological process: neurotransmitter receptor internalization; regulation of AMPA receptor activity; positive regulation of synaptic transmission, glutamatergic. Gene Ontology annotation, molecular function: voltage-gated calcium channel activity; channel regulator activity. Gene Ontology annotation, cellular component: postsynaptic density membrane; AMPA glutamate receptor complex.
CCAGGUCUCUAGCCCGGACGCUAGCAAGGCGGGGGUGCAGCCGUGGGAGCCAGGCUGGGAGCUGUCCGUUCAGCACCACCGACCUGAGCCUGGGCGUCAGGGCGGAGGCGGGGCAACAGGCGGGGAGCUGUCCGUUCAGCACCGCGGACCUUUGCCCCCCACGGAAACCUCCCGGCCCCCGCCCCAGGACUGUCUUUUCUCCAGUUUGAGCGGGGGUGUCGGUAGCAGGCGGAGAGCUUUCCUGGGAGGCUGGGGAAGCAGUGAACACUCUUCUCAGCGACUCGCCUCCCAGCAGUGCUAUUUUUUACCAUCCGCCCUCACCCCCAGCACACGCGCUCGCACACGCACGCACACACACACACACACACACGCACACGCACACAGACCUCUCUGGAUUUCUUUGCCUUGAGUCUCCCGAGGCUGUGAGGAACCAGGCGCAUCUCAGACCCAGCUGGCCGUUCCAGGCUCCGGAGCCAUGCCCUGCACGAACCCUCAUCCUUACCAAGCUCCUGAGGAAUGAAAGGAACCCAGGGACCCUCAGAAGGCAGCAGUGAUGUGGACCAACCCCCUGGAGCCUGCACCCUUCCGAGGGCCAUAGGCGACCCAGGGAACUGGAGAGAGCUCCAGACAGGAAAUCCCAGCUUUCCCAAAGUCCCUGUGGAUGCUGACAGAAGGAGACCCAAAUUUGUGGAAGAGCCUGUCCUAGGUUACCCAGCUGCAGAGUGAUUUUUCCUCUGGCCUUGAACCUCCCCUCCGACCCCCCAGCCGUCCAGAGUACCAUGAAGAAUUAUGAGGAUGUGUGACAGAGGUAUCCAGAUGUUGAUCACCACUGUGGGCGCCUUCGCAGCUUUUAGUUUAAUGACCAUUGCAGUGGGCACGGACUACUGGUUAUAUUCCAGAGGCGUGUGCAGGACUAAAUCUACAAGUGAUAACGAGACCAGCAGGAAGAAUGAAGAAGUAAUGACCCAUUCGGGGCUCUGGAGGACCUGCUGCCUAGAAGGGGCCUUCCGAGGGGUGUGCAAGAAAAUCGACCACUUCCCGGAAGAUGCCGACUACGAGCAGGACACGGCAGAGUAUCUCCUGCGGGCUGUGAGGGCCUCCAGCGUCUUCCCCAUCCUCAGCGUGACACUGCUCUUCUUCGGCGGGCUCUGCGUGGCAGCCAGCGAGUUCCACCACAGCAGACACAGCGUCAUCCUCAGCGCCGGCGUCUUUUUCGUCUCUGCAGGGUUAAGUAACAUCAUCGGCAUUAUCGUUUAUAUAUCAGCCAAUGCCGGGGACCCCGGGCAGCGGGACUCCAAAAAGAGCUACUCGUACGGCUGGUCCUUCUACUUCGGGGCCUUCUCCUUCAUCAUCGCCGAGAUCGUGGGCGUGGUGGCCGUGCACAUCUACAUCGAGAAGCACCAGCAGCUACGCGCCAAAUCCCACUCGGAGCUCCUGAAGAAAUCGACUUUCACGCGCCUGCCGCCUUACAGGUACCGGUUCCGGAGGCGGUCAAGUUCGCGCUCCACGGAGCCCAGGUCCCGCGACCUGUCCCCCAUCGGCAAAGGUUUCCACACCAUCCCGUCCACCGACAUCUCCAUGUUCACCCUCUCCCGGGACCCCUCAAAGAUCACCAUGGGGACCCUCCUCAACUCCGACCGGGAGCACACUUUUCUACAGUUCCACAAUUCCACGCCCAAAGAAUUCAAGGAGGCCCUGCAUAACGACCCGGCCAACAGGCGCACCACGCCGGUCUGAACCGCCCUGGCCCGCUGCACCCCUCCCCUCUC